CCGCCCCAAAGAAGCGCCCUCCUACACGGAGGCGACCCGAGCGAGCACCCGGCCCGGGCCGUCCUUCCUUCCUUCCUUGCCGGUCGCUGUGACCCGGAAGGGCUCCCGGCGCGUGUCUCGGCAGGCAGGCAGGCGGGCUGAGCGAGGCGGCCGCUCUUACUUGAGCUGCCCGGGGGGAGAUGAUGGCCACGUUCUUCGGCGAGGUGGUGGCGCCUCCGUCCCGCGCUGGCGACGACGACGACGACGACGAGGAGGAGGCGGCGGCCCUGGAGCGCGAGGAGACACCGGAAGAUCGCGAGAUUCGCCAGCAGCUGGAGAAGAAAAGGUGGCGUCCGGGGCGGGCGGGAGGCGGAGGAGGCGCUUGGAAAGCAGGCACGAGGAGGGAUGGGAAACGCUCCGGCAGAGUCGAGGCUCUCAGCUCCUGCGGGCAGGCGGGGGGACAAAAACCAAAAAAGCCCUAAAAACAUUCUGGUCCCUUGCAACCCGUGACGUAACAACGGGGGCACUUCUGGGCAUGUGAAGAGUGCCUUCCCGCCGCAGCGAAAUCGUUGCAGCUUUCCCUUAGGCAGGCGGGCGCGACCUUCAGCCGGAGGCGGGAACCAAACCUCAGCUGAAGGGGUCGUGUGGUAACCUAGCCUAGAAUGGUUGUCAGUGACGUUAGAGUUAAUUGAACUUGAUAUGUACAUUUGUUUAUAUCCCUUCUUUCGUUCUAGUCUAGUGGCGUUCCGGGGAUGGACUGCCAUCUAGGCACUGGCCAGGCCCAGAUGUGUGUAGUUUCUACAAGGGGAGGGUGGGCUAUGACUUGUAUCUUCAGAAUGUGUUGUGUGGUUCCCAGUGCAAUAGGUGUGAACACCUGUUGCCAUCGCCCUUCCCCUUUCGGAGGAGUAACGCGAAUCUACUUGCGCCAGCCUGUUGUUUUGGGGGCCGUUGCUCUGUGACAGAUGUGGGUAACCUUUGGCCCUCCAGAUGUGGCUGAACUGUAGCUCUCAUCAGACACAGCCAGGGAGUUGUAGUUGAGCAACAUCUGGAUUGACAAAAACGUUCCCCCACACCUGCCCUCUGAAGUAAGGUUGCCAGAUUUUUUUCAAUGAAUCCAGGGCACGCUUCAACUUCCUGCUAAAUAGAUGGAUUUUGUCAGGGGACUGAUUUGUAAAUCUGGGGACUGUCCCCAGGAAAUGGGGAUGUCUAGUAACCUUACUCUUAAGACAGUGAUGACCAACAGAAGUGUAGGAGAAAUGACAGGCUUGGGUUUUGGGGGGAGAUAUGUGCUUGGUUACUCCUUACAAAGAGGCUCCCAUACAGAUUCUCCUUCAUUUUACUUUUCACCCGGCAGGAGUAAAGAGAGUCUGGGGAAUGGGUUAGUUUCAGUAGAAUAGGACAGUAUGUGGAGAAAGGUUUAUAGAGGCCCUUCUUCCGCUCUAUCCUCUUUGGCUGCAUUGUGUAGCAACCACUACCACCCCCAAAAACCCACGGAACUUCCUGUCAUGUUUUUAAUCUUCUCUCCUUUUGAUUUCCUUACACAAAUGGGUUGGGAAUCCUUUUAUAGGCUAUUGGCCUACUAAUUGCUCUCUAGGGAUGAGUGGAGAACUAAGCUUGUAAUCCUAACCCCAGUUACCUGAGACUUGAAACCCACUGAAUUCUGUGGGACUUCUGAAUAGACAUGGUUAGGAUGGCAGCCUAUGCCCCUUGAUCAGUGAUAGUACUGUGAACAGUGGAUACAUCUAUAUUUAUCUCAAUUGUACAAAUAACACUUCGCUGGAAUGGUGCCAUCUUCUUGCUCAGGGUAUGUUUAACCUUGUUCUGUUUUCGUUUUGUUUCUGUAUUCAGGGAAGUUCACAUCCUCUGGAAUUCAACAUCUACUGCAUCUAAUAACGAGCAGUUUCCUUGCUCAAAGUUCGUAUUGGCUGUAGGGCAUAAUGCAGUAGGUAGGCAAUCUGUAUGUGUUCUUCAUUUCAGUGUUUAACAACCUGUAAGCAGGGCAUAAGGGACGCAGGUGGCGCUGUGGUCUAAACCACAGAGCCUAGGGCUAGCCGAUCGGAAGGUUGGCAGUUCGAAUCUCUGUGACAGGGUGAGCUCCCAUGGUUCGGUCCCAGCUCCUGCCAACCUAGCAGUUCGAAAGCAAGUCAAGUGAAAGUGGAUAAAUAGGUACCGCUCCAGCGAGAAGGUAAAUGGCGUUUCUGUGCGCUGCUCUGGUUCGCUAGAAGCGGCUUAGUCAUGCUGGCCACAUGACCCGGAAUCUGUCUGCGGACAAACGCCGGCUCCCUCGGCCAGUAAAGCGAGAUGAGUGCUGCAACCCCAGAGUCGGCCACAACUGGACCUAAUGGUCAGGGUUACCUUUACCUUUAAGCAGGGAAUGAUAGAGAUGUAUAAGAUUAUGCAUCUGCUAUUAUAUUUUGUAAUAGUAGAACUUCCAUGUAGUUGAAUGUAGGAAGAUUAAGGAUAGACAAAAUUAAGUACUUCCCUCAGCACAUACUUACACUAUGGAAUUUGCUCCCACAGGAUGUAGUGAUGACCACUAGCUCCGAUGGGUUUAAAGGGGGAUUAGACAAAUUAUCACUUUUUGAUGUGUAGAAAAUAGUGUGCAACCUUAUAAUUUGUUAGGUAUUUUGUAACUGAGUUUAGUAGCCAUGUUUACCUUAACCCCCUCCCUCCAGUUGAAUUCUAUGGAAACCAAAAAUACUGUUUAUCUUAUUUUCUUUCUAUUUCUGUGUAUAUUCACUAAAUAAUCUACAGGGAAGCUGCCUACAUAAACUGAGUUGCAUCACUCCACUUCCACAUAGCAAUGGUGGUUACGAACAAUGUGCAGAACAUAACAGUGCUAUAGGAAAUAAAUCUCAUUUCUGCUUGCAGCAUUCUUGUCUUCCUUUGUUUUGAGUUCUGGAGGCUGGGAAGUCGUUGGAUCUGUCAAAUUGUGGAAUGAGUGGUGCAGAACAUCAAAUACGACCAAAGUCCUUCCAACAGAUUCCUUCUGUUUGUUCUAUCGGUUGAUUUCAGAUCCCACAGUAAGUAAGAUAGAGAGUUGUCCCCAACGUAGCAUUAAGCACCCUGUCAGUUCAGGGAUUUUGUCUUCGGCAGCUGUACUUUCCACCUUCUCUGCUCCCACAUGCCCUAUAAAUCUGUUCCAGCGGUUCUCCCAACCCUCCAGAGCAGAUUUAGGGAGUCCCGUGGCACAAGUGGAAAUCAUUGCACUGACAUAAUGCAUUCAUUGGAUACCUCCCAGAGCUUAUGGAAUCAGACUUGAGUUUGUUACCUGAUGAUAUCUUGGUAUUUAACUGAUGUGGUUUGGUGCUGGAGACGGCAAAGUUAGACUGUCCAGCCCUGCAUUAGUGUUUGCAUUGAAUCUUCUUGCCUAUCCUUGUGUUUAAGAAUUAGAACACCAGCAGUCUGCUUUCAUGCAAGUGCUUUUGAACAGUCACGUGCUUUCAUAUUAGCUACAUAGUAUGCAUAACUUUAGAUGUGGCCUUUAGUACUGUGUAAGUAAUGAGAGAUUGUAAUAUGGUAUUCCUUGUUACAAACACAUGCAGCUCCUUCAAACUGACUCAGCCUAGAUUUGUAUGCAAACCAUGUGCUCCACCACCAUUCAGUAACAGCCUCUUCCUUUUGUCUUAUUGGUCAGUGAAGAAAGAGCCUUACAGUAACAAUUGUUGUCUGUGGGUGUGUCCAUUGUAGGAUUAGCCAAGAUCAAGUGUGAUGUGCAGCACAAUCCUAUACACGUUUAUUCCCCAAGUUCCACUGUCUUUAGUGGAGCCCCCUGGAAAGUGCCUGUGAGAUUACAGCUUUCGGUUAUCAUAAUUACUUUUCAUGCUAUAUAUAUAUUAACAUAGUUCUGUUUAAAAUUCAUGAAGCAUUUAUGACUGUUCUGUCACUUCAGGUUUUAUUGUGCCAGUGCAGUUGUUACGUGGCAGAGGACCAGCAGUUUCAGUGGCUUGAAAAGGUAAGAAGUAGAAGAAAUCGGGAUACAAAGCAGUGUUAGAAACUGAUAUAUGAAAGCUAGGAGCUAAGUGGCACUGUAAUCCUAGGUUAUGGGCACAACAGGGGAAUGUCUAGGCGUGCAUUUUUAUAACAAGAAUACAAAGCUGAAAAUGAAUGAACUGCAGUUAAAUUAUUAUGUUCAUUUCUCACAUGGUCUAGUCCUUCCCCUGUCCGUCCCCCUAAUAUUCUUAGGAGGUCUCUUCUGCAGUCUUCAGAGAGUAGCUGGAAAUAGGGAGGCAGAAAAAGGUCUUCCUUUCCUUCCACUCUGCAGUUUUAAUCUGAAAUCUUAGGCGCAGUACUGCGCCCAGAGCUCAGAAAUCACGUGCGCUAAUGAAAUUCCCUGUCGCAAAAUGCACCUAGAACAAUGGGAGUUUCAAACCCUGAUACAAAGUGCAAGGGUGAAAGAGUCCCCUUGUUUUGUGAGUCCAUACUGUGGAUAAGAGAAGUAAUGGAUCUGAGAUUCUGGGCUGCAGUCUUAUACAUACUUAUCUAGGAAUAAGUCUCACUGAAUUCCAUAGGACAUACUUCAGAGUAAACUUAUAUAGGAUUGCACUGUAAAUAAAUGUACUGCUGAUUUGUUCACUGGUCAUUGUAUGUCUGUUUUACUGGGUAAAACAUUGACAUAAUGUAUCAAGGGCCAAACAGUAAGAAUAAUUGUUUACCAGGCAGCAUCCUAAAAGGAAAAUUGGUUGGAAUUGUUAUUCAGCUUUGCCAGUCGUUGUUGUUAGUGAUAUUGCACCCUUUCUUCAAGGCUCUUAAAGUGACAUAUAUAGUUCUUUCCUUCCUCAUUUUAACCCCUCAACAACCUUGUGAGAGGGGUUGGGCUAAGAGAUAGUGACAGGCUCAAAGGCCACCCAGUGAACUUGUUGGCUGAGUGGGAAUUUGAAUCCUGGUCUCCCAAGUCCUAGUCUGACACUUACCGCUACACCACACUGGCUUGAUUUGUUACCUGCAACUGUGUUGAAUCCAGCCUGUUGCAAACAGAAAUCCUCCGCAUUAUCUUCUGAACGGAGGAGGAUAUUGCCUACAAAAGCUGAUAACCUCCUUUUCAGCACACUUGCUCAGAGGCCUUUUGGCACUUUGACAUCGGUGCAUUGGCAUCUGUUCCUCGAAAAAAAAUAUAUGAUGUUGCAUAGGACAUCUUCAAGCUGGCAUUGCCCCUUAGACUGUACAAGAUAGUGUAGAUCAUGGUGCUGUGGCAUUUCUCCAAUCUGGGAUUCAGUUAUGGGCUGAAGGAAUAUGAAUGUGUGAAUUACAGGGACUGAAUGUUACCGAUGAAGUCAAUUAAAUUGCAGAGAAAGCUUCUGCAGAUUCAUUGAGUCUCUCAGGUGCCACAGGACUCAUGCUGCUACAGACACUAGUAGAACAAUCCUUUACAAAUCUACUCAGAAAUAAGCCCUCUUGAUUUCAAUGAGGCUUACUCAGGAGGAGGGAGUGUAAGACUGUGGCCCAAAGGUUGAUUGACCAGCAGUGGUAUGAGUGCCAUGUUGCCAUUGCGGCUUCCCACAUUUGCCCUUAAGGGUUGAUAUCAUGGGGAAGAACCACAAUAGUGCUGGAGGCUCCUGUAACACUGCUGGUAUGUGUGAAUUGGCUCCAGCACCUCGCACUUAAAUCGGGAUUUACACUUUCAUCCUAGGUUUUUGGAUGCAUGCAGAAGACGGAUUUGCAAGUGCUUGUUCUUUCAACCUGCUCUGUUACGGAAUAUAAAACAACAGAAUCAACUCUAACACUUCCUUCUCCUUUUCUGAAAGCAUUAAAGACAAGCAUGUUCAAAGAUAAAGUCUGUUCUUCACUACUAGAACAGCCAAAUAUUGCACGGGACCUCCCUGCUGCAGGUAUUUAACAAUGCAAAACCUUAAGUUGAAUAAAUGUCUAUAGUGGUACCUCAGCUAUGAAGUGUCCUGCUCAAGGACGGAUUCACCUGGCACCAACUUUGCUGUCUUUUAGGCACCAAGCAAAAACCCCUUUUGAUGCUUUCAGGCAUUUAAAAAACAUUUUUACCAUUUUCAUAUAUAUAUAUAUAGCCUUUCAUACUAUUAAUGGUGCACUUUAUAAGCUGGUUGUUUUUAUCAAACCAUUGAUUAAAGGUGGUUUGUAUAUAGUCCUGGAAUAAAUAAGUAUAAUGUUGUGGCUGCUUUUUAUCUGGUCUUGAAUGACUGGUGGAUGUUCUCUCAGUGGGAGCUAAUUGUUAGGAAAGAGCUGAAGAAUUUUCCUUCAGUGUUUUGCAUGGGAAAGCCAGAACUGGAAGGUGACCCAUGCAUGUGCAAGCACAAGCCCUAGCAGAGGAGAGGGGUGUGCUGUGAAUCAACAAAAGCAAUUUAUUGGGGGGGCAGGGGGGGAGAGCAAGAGGUCAGAGUGAAUUGCACUUUUGCUGGAAGGUUGAAGGCACUAAUGUGGAGCAAUUAAUCUGCUGCCUGGCAGGAAUGUGUGCUGUUUGCCUCCACUUUUUAUGGUGUUUUUUAAAAAGAAAAUGAACAAAUAUUACAAAAAUGCCAGAAAUAUUCAGAAUUUUCUCCUCCAAAGGGAGCUUACCGCAGCUAGUGUUGCCCUUGUAAUUUUUCGCUGUUGGGGGAAGUGUGGAGCAUGUAACAAGAAGUUGGCUGGAAUUCCAUUCAGACUGAUGGGCACCAAUAGAAUUAUCCUCCUCAAUACCGUAAGAUAUUCUGCUGCUACAGCAAGUGGCAGUAAUGGCACCAGCCUGUCUUUAUAAAAUGCGUUUUAUUGGCAAAGCAACAGCUUUACACCAUCUACCCAGGCAGGAACAAAUGAUUUGCUUAAUAGACUACAGGAAUGCUGCAAUCGCACUGUGCAUUGCAAAUCCUGCACGGAGCAGAAAGCUGGGCUUGAUGACCUCUGUGGUCCCUUACAACGCUGGUUCUGUGACAGUGCCUUGAACAUUGCGUUAAGGCUAUGUAACUCUGACCUAGAGUGUUGGUUGGCCUUUUUUUUUCUCAUGACAUGCUUCCAGAAAAAAAUAGUUGUUAACAUGUGUGAUUUGUUGUGAAUUUCUUACAAUAUGCUUGCAGAUAACAAUAAGGUGUUGUUGUUUUUUAAUGUAUGAUUCAUUUUGAUCAACUGAGCAUGUUGCUGAUUUAUUACCACUGCAAAAGCAGGUUACUAGUCUCUCUCUCUCUCUCUCUCUCUCUCUCUCCCCCCCCUCCCCUCUUGCCUCCUGAAUUGUGCCUAGUUCUCAGUUACUGUCAAGUGUGGCAGAUCCCUGCAGUGCUUUAUCAGUGUUACACUGAUAUCAUCAAACUGGAUUUGGUAACAAUUGAAGCUUUCGAGCCCUUGCUAUCUUCCAGAAUCCUGAAGGGUUUGGUGAAGGUAAGAUUCAAUUAUUAAGCCUAUAUGUGGCCUUAUUUCAGCUUGCCUGUCUGCAGACUGGUCACUACAACAGCUGCUGUGAAGGGACCUAAGAGGAGGCCAGCUGGAUCAGACCAAAAGCCCAUCUAAUCCAGCUGUUCUCACAGUAGCCAAUCAGGUGCCUACAGGAAGCCAGCAAGCAGGACCAAACUUCAUCAGCACUCUCCAGAAACUAGUAUUCAGAGGCAUAAGGACACUUGGAAUUCAAUUCCCAGAAGGGCCACUUUGUUGUAUUUGUGGGUACGAGCCCUGAAGCAUCCCAGCAACAUUGUAUUGCUUUUGAGUCACUUCCAUGGUACUGAAAUUUUCUGCCUCUGGGCGUUAGGAAAGGAGCUGUGAAUGCAGAUUAGGGAUUACUGUGUGUCAGGGGUUUCCCUUGUUGAGUGCUUAAAACAUUUGCUUAGCUGCUUGUUUGACUUUGUGAGAUGCUGUCUUUGGCUUUGAUUUACACCUGGUUGGGAUAUAAAUUGGUUUACAUUGAGAUUUAUUUUUUUUACUUUAAUUGGGCUUUCUCCUCUCAUGUUUGAACCUAGGCAACAACAAAGGGUUUAUGAUCAAAAUCCAUAUUUAGGUCAUGUUCGAAAACUACCUACAUCCAUGCACUUCGUAAUUCAAAGGAUAAAAGCUUGUCACUGGACUUUCUUCCAUAGGCCACAUAACAGAAUAAUUUAGAGUUAACCACACCUGCCAACAAAUGUCUAUUUUCACACCAGUUUUAACUGCUGUUGCUUCUGAAGAAUCCUGGGAACUGUAGUUUGGUACACAGACUACAAAUUCUCUGUUUGAGUUUUCUAUCCCACUUGCAGAACUACGGUUUUCUGGUUUCCCCAGGACAGAGGGAAUGACUGUUAACCAGUUAGUGUCUCUGGUGUAGAAAUGCCCUUGGAACAAAGAUCUAACAACUAUUUCAAAAUGAGUGGCACUCAGCUUGGCUUGCACAAAAUGUCUUGCAACAUAAAACAAUCAGUACAAUCACCCUUCAGUGCGAGCAAGAAAUGAAAUUGAGGUCACAGGUAGGCUGUGCUGUUAUGUGUUGCUUUUUCUCAUCCUUUCUAGCCACGGGAUGACUGCUAGAGUUGUCCUCAAGCUGUAGAGAAAAUCUGUGAUAAUCCAGUCUUAAAUGUAAACUUUAACUCAAAACAUUGCUGGGUUUUUUUUAAAUCCUGAAGCUCUUGCAGAAACUGCAGCUUUUAAAAAACAACAACACAAAAAGUUAAUGGUUUCUGUCCUGUGCUUCCUUUGCUUAGUUGAGUUUGCUUUGGUUUAAUGUAAAUGACUGCCAAAGUAUCUGAGUAUAUUUCCACUAUGAUAUUGAGUUAUUGGUUCCUCAAACUAGGCUCAAUAAGUGGAUGAGGCUAGCAACCGUCAAACUGAAAUGAAAGACGACUAUAUGGUACCAAGCAGUCCACACCCUGAGCUUGUGCUGAUGAACACACAGCAGAACAAGGGUUCCUCCCACAACGCUAAAGUGGAAGGAAAAUUAACUGGAGGAAUACUGCUGCAAUCCAGUGCACAAUUAAGCACACUUAAAUUCCUGCUGGUUACAGGAGAUAUAAGAAGGGAGAGUGCUAUUGAGCUUAUGUCGUGCUUGUAAGAUUUCUACAGGCAUCUGGUUGGCCACUGUGAGCACAGAAUACUGGAUUAGGUAGGUCUUUGGUCUAAUCCUGCAGAACUUUUCCUGACAUUCUUUAAUGAUCCACUGUGUGCUCAGUUGAAUAUUUUUGUUCAUUCUUACCUGCCUAUGAUCAAUUAAUUAGUUACAAAAGUGUGAAGCGGAACCAGCUGGUUCGCAAGUUGCAUUCCAUAGCAAGAACUGGAUAUGGUUGUCCUGGAACAGAAUAUGGAUGCUACAUUUCAUAUGUAGUAUACAGAGGGUUGUGUGUGUUCGUUUUGAAAAGUUGAGUGGCCAAGAAUAAGGAAAUACGAUAGGCAGUUAUUAAUGCAUUCUUACCUUCACUGGAUUUUUUUUUCUAUUUUCUUUUACCUAGGACAUUUCAAGAAGCACAGAAAUAUUGAGAAAAGUGGUGACAACAAAUGAAAUUGAUAACAUCUACACUUAAUGGAGAAUUAUCCUGGAUACUUUCAAACUCCAGUAUUUUGUCAACUGCAGCUACUUUGCCUGGAAGCAUUUGGGACUUGUAGUUGUUCCUUUAUAAGUGGAAUGUGUUAUCUUUUGUACCAUAUGCUGACUGUUGUGGGGUGUUACCAGCUGAAAUGAAUUUAAAGGUGACGUUUUUAUUUUUCACAAACUCAAGCCACUUUUUAUUUUUGCCAUGAGCAAAGGCAACUCCUUACAUUCUUCCACCAGUAAUCAAAUCUAUAUUUUAAUGCAGCAAAAUAAUUGUAGUGGAUGUGGCAAAGCCUCUGUCUGUAAUUGACUGAGUUGGCCUCCUACCACAGAAGCAGGGCAGGCAGCAAAGCCUGUGGAUGCUGUUAGUCGAAGUGCUUAGGUACUAGAGAUAGGAAAGCAGGCAAAAUAGUCUAAUAAGAUGCAAGGACAUAGGAAGCAAGCACCUGAUGACUGAGAAGGCAGGAGGCUAAGGAAGGCUUAGGAGAAGAGGGUGGGACUUUUAAGAGAAAGUGGCCCAGAGGAAUUUCUUCGUGGGGGAGGCAAAGAAGUAAAAUGGUGAGAAUGGACAGGUAGGUAGAGUGACCACUUACAUUUCCUCAUUUUUGGCAAUGUUUAUCACCACAGAAGAAGACACAGAUUUGCAUAAGCUAAUUUACAUGUAUAGAUUCAGAAACGGUAGCCACCAUUUCAAUAGAAAAAAAGGAUCUGUCCCACAAUAGCAAGGAACAUUGACCUGUUCAUUUGUUCAGUCUGUUUUCUAGAUGUAAACUAUAGAUGGGCAACUUCAAGGCCCCUAUUCUUCCUUUUUUGUGUUAUAUAUCUUUAUAAACUGGACUUCGAUCAGACGGCCAUUCAAAAUAGAGAACUCCUUCCAAUUGAAGCAUUUCCUUUGUAAAGCAGUACCUAUGUCAACACUAUAGAUAGGACACCAGCUCAGGGACAGGAAUUGCAGUGUGGAAUAGCUAAUGUUGUUUGAAAUAGCCCAUUAAACCUCCGUCUGCAGGCUUCUAUAACUGUACAGAACAACUUUACUUUAUUACUUAAUAGCCAGUUAAGUUUUUCAGUUACAUUGCUUUCAAGUAAUAAAACCUUCUUAUACUAAGAAA
Messenger RNA from Podarcis lilfordi (Lilford's wall lizard), 10512 nucleotides. Lineage: Eukaryota; Metazoa; Chordata; Lepidosauria; Squamata; Lacertidae. The record is from the annotation of a GenBank genome assembly.